Messenger RNA from Labrus bergylta (ballan wrasse), 3479 nucleotides. RefSeq names its product guanine nucleotide binding protein (G protein), alpha z polypeptide (gene gnaz). Lineage: Eukaryota; Metazoa; Chordata; Actinopteri; Labriformes; Labridae. Gene Ontology annotation, biological process: adenylate cyclase-modulating G protein-coupled receptor signaling pathway. Gene Ontology annotation, molecular function: GTPase activity; GTP binding; G-protein beta/gamma-subunit complex binding. The record is from RefSeq and is a predicted model, not a curated record. Gene Ontology annotation, cellular component: heterotrimeric G-protein complex.
CCUCUCUCUGCCUCUGUCUCUGACACACUCGCACACACACGCACACAUAUAUACACGCCCUCCACCCCCAUCGCUGCAGUGUCUCAACUGCCUUGGAGCAAACAAGAGAGGAUACAGAAUACAGACGUUAAUAAGAGAGAGAAAGAAGGCGAGAUGUACGUGUGUGUUUUCCUGUGAAAAUGAGGAAGAUGUGAAGAUGAAGCGACAGGACUAAAGGUGGAUUGCACACAGCCUUUCUCUCCAGGGCUUGUCUGCAGUAUCCUUUGUAAAUGGAUGCUGCCUUGUGAGCACGAUCAAGAGACCUUCAGUUGCCAGGGAGAUAUCACACCACAGAAGAAAGAGAUAUAUUUUAAAAGAUCAGGCAAAACACACCAAAUAAAGACUCAAGGUGGACGAGUUGCAGAAGCUGUACAAGGGCAACACACCACAAGAGCCAUGUGGGAGGAGAGUGAGGGGGUUUUGCUGAUCGUACGCAACAAGCCCGAACGAUUUCUCUACUGACAUACACUGACGAUUCCCAGAGCUGCUCCAGAUCCUUCCUCAGGGGAGCCCCUGCUAUGAACCCCAGCUCCCUUGGCUUCAGCAGGCAGUCAAACCUCAGUGCCAGGCGCUGUGUGGGCGUCCCACAAGUCUGGGUUCUGCCCACACAGGACUUAGACCGCUCCUAAACGCAGAGAAUGAAAUCCUCCUGAGUCACUCCUCUGCGAAGUGGCUUUCCUGUUUCCUGUUACACCGGUCUGUUGUGAAGCUUUAUCUGCUGCUCCCCAGCAAGUUUCUACCUUUACGGAGGACCCUUUGCAACUCCUCCAACAAUUCCUUUUCGAUCACCACUUCAUUAUAAUUUGCUUUCCCAUCAAGCAGCAGCACGAGUUCCUUUGUGCUCACCACGUGGUGGAGGACCAUGGGAUGCCGUCAGAGCUCGGAGGAGAAGGAAGCGGCUCGGCGCUCGCGGCGAAUUGACCGCCACUUGCGCUCGGAGAGUCAACGGCAGCGGCGCGAAAUCAAGCUCUUGUUGCUGGGCACCAGCAACUCAGGCAAGAGCACCAUUGUCAAGCAGAUGAAGAUCAUCCAUAGUGGAGGUUUCAACCUGGAGGCGUGCAAGGAGUACAAGCCCCUAAUCCUGUACAAUGCCAUCGACUCACUCACCCGCAUCAUUCGCGCCCUCACCACCCUCAAGAUCGAAUUUCACAAUCCUGAUCGCGCCUAUGAUGCUGUGCAGCUUUUUGCCCUCACAGGGCCGGCUGAGAGCAAGGGGGAGAUCACUCCAGAGUUGCUGGGGGUCAUGAAACGUCUGUGGGCCGACUCAGGGGUCCAGGAGUGCUUUCAACGAUCCAAUGAGUACCACUUAGAGGACAACACUGCCUACUAUCUGAAUGAUCUGGACCGCAUCUCUGCGUCUGAGUACAUCCCCACUGUAGAGGACAUCCUUCGAUCCCGUGAUAUGACCACUGGCAUUGUGGAGAACAAGUUCACCUUCAAGGAGCUCACCUUCAAGAUGGUGGAUGUGGGUGGACAGCGCUCAGAGAGAAAGAAGUGGAUCCACUGCUUUGAGGGCGUGACUGCAAUCAUUUUCUGUGUCGAGCUAAGUGGCUAUGACCUCAAACUCUACGAGGACAACCAGACGAGCCGUAUGGCCGAGAGCUUGCGUCUGUUUGACUCCAUCUGCAACAACAACUGGUUCACCAACACAUCGCUUAUUCUCUUCCUCAACAAGAAGGACCUGUUGGCGGAGAAGAUCAAACGCAUUCCUCUGACAGUGUGCUUCCCUGACUACAAAGGGCAGAACACCUAUGAGGAGGCAGCUGUGUAUGUCCAGCGGCAGUUUGAGGACCUCAACCGCAACAAGGAGACCAAGGAAAUCUAUUCGCACUUCACCUGUGCCACCGACACCAGCAACAUCCAGUUUGUGUUCGACGCUGUCACGGACGUGAUCAUCCAGAACAAUCUCAAGUACAUUGGGCUGUGCUAGGACCUGAGGCUGGGUGGGGGGGUGGUAUGGGGAAAGUGGGCAAGGGUGGGUAAGGCAGCAGCAGUCCCAGCCAUCAGGCUGUAUAAACAAAAAGGCAUGUCAGUCUGCCUGGUGGUUUAUCACUUUGAAGAGGUGCAACAGAGAACUGCAGAGCGAGUGAGGUAGUGCGACGGCCGGGGAUGGACAAUACUGUAGAUUACAUUGUUUCAAUAGAAACAACAGAGCAGAUGGGCCAUGGUCAACAUGGGAUUUUUGCCCAAUGUGUUUGCACUGAAUUUGAGUAUGCAGAGACACCCAAACACACAAACACACACCUACACACACACACCUACACACACAUCUUUAUGUUUGCUCACAUACUAGGUCUUUGGAUCAACAGUCAAGCACUUGUGUGACAAGGCAACACUGGAAUAGUAGACAGCUACCCCUACCUGCCUGCCAAACCUGAGGGCAUAGGCCUGUACUGGUGGUUUUCUGUUAUGUUUGUCUACUUUAUUUGAUUUGCCAGAGUCAAUUAAUGCUGCUUUACAAGAAGAAUUUUGACAGAAUCAAUGUUCUCUUUUCGGAUUUUCACCUUAACAAUGGUAACCAAGUGAGCGCGCCUGUUAAAACAAGGAGAGAGCCUGUAUUUCUGAGGAGGAAAAAAAAGUAAGAAGACAUGAUGUCACAGGGUUUCUGCCUAAAAAGAGGAAACUGCCACAGUGUAAAGCUGAUGUGAAAUACAUUUUCUACACACUAUUUCUGUUUUUGCCCCUCCCCCAAGUCGACUCUAAUAUUGUUCUUUUUCCCUUCUUUACUUUAUCUUUUUGUGCUUUAAAAAAAGAAUACGUCUCUCAAACCUGCAUUUUAUAGCAGGUCACUGACUUCUAAUACCCGGAGAGUGUUGUGCUCCUUAAAUAUGAAAGUAUUCUUUAUGAUCAUUCCAGUUUCCACCAAGAGACGACAAAAAACAGUGCCAAGAUCAAUUUGUAAAUAACACCAGAUCCCAUCCUUCAUGUUAUUUUUUUUUUUGUUUGUUUUUAUGGACAAAUACGUUAAAACAUGCAUGAUUUUGUUACUUUGGGAUACUAAUAUAUAUUUUCUUUGGGAUUAUGUUCCUCUUUUCUUAGGUUUAAAUAAUAUAUUCCCAAAAAUAUAUAUAAAGUCAAACACUGUGUACGAGUGUACAGUUGUCAGAGAGGAAUCUAUUGAAAAGAGUUCUAUCAAUAUAAUAAUGAUGAUUAUAAUGUUGUGAAAAAGAUGAGGAUUUUGAUGAUGAUGAUGGUGAUGAUGAUUACAAUGACGACGAGAAAAAUCUCACUACAAAGUUAGCAUGAGAGGAAAAAGUGGAUCAAAGGAGAACAAGACUGUAGAAUAAAAAAAAUAUGAAAACAAAGAAGCAAACAUUGAAAGUUCAAUCUUCCUUGCAUUAUCUACGUUGAAAUUGUCAAACAGCCAGUCAGUAUGAUGUGUAAAUAUACUGUAAGGUACACUCUUUGUUCAAACAAUGAAAAUAAAGGUUGAGUUGGGA